Stegostoma tigrinum is the source of this 685-nucleotide messenger RNA. It is a transcript of the gene nppcl2, whose product is annotated as natriuretic peptide C-like 2. The transcript is spliced from 3 exons. Gene Ontology annotation, molecular function: hormone activity; hormone receptor binding. Gene Ontology annotation, cellular component: extracellular region. Bases 51 to 410 code for a protein of 119 amino acids. Lineage: Eukaryota; Metazoa; Chordata; Chondrichthyes; Orectolobiformes; Stegostomatidae. The record is from RefSeq and is a predicted model, not a curated record.
CUCACGCUUGCUGCUCGUCUUUGGAUUCAGCUGCACAGUUUUGGGAAGAGAUGCUGUCCCAAAUGAAGCUGCUCGCUGUCUGCCUUCUCUGGCUGACCAUGGUGCAGGGGAGGCCGGGCUCCCACGCCAGGCACACGGCAGUGCUGAGUCUACAGCGAGCCGCUGAGGGGAGGGAGGAACGCCAGGGUGAGGGUGACCGGAGGGCCGUAGAGAUUCAGGGGAAGAACAAGCCAGCACGGGGCACAGGGCCUGACACUCAGGGUCACAGUGACCGCACGUGGACCCGCUUCUUCAGCGACUUCAUGAAUAAACAGAAAACCUUCCGGGGCAGGACCAGGAAAGGGUCUUCGUCCAGCUGCUUCGGGGCAAAGAUGGACAGGAUUGGAGCAAUGAGCUCGUUGGGAUGUUGAGAUGGAUAAUCUUCACAGGUACUGACUGCGCUCCAGCUUCUGAAACAGUGAACUCAAACUGAGAGUGAAGUGCGGAACUCUGAGAGAACUGAUGACUCCUGGUUCAUCUGAAAACCAGAUCGACAGUAUAGAUAAUGACUUCUGAGUGGAAAUGAACGUUUAAUUUCCAAUGAACUUGCAGUGGUUAUGAAGUGACUGUGUCCUGCUUUGUGAAGCUGUAUUAUUUAUGUCCAUGUUGGUCAAUAUUUAUGCUAUUUAUAAAAGUCUGUAAUAAU